Rhodotorula graminis WP1 is the source of this 2629-nucleotide messenger RNA. Its product is annotated as carbohydrate-binding module family 48 protein. Lineage: Eukaryota; Fungi; Basidiomycota; Microbotryomycetes; Sporidiobolales; Sporidiobolaceae. The record is from RefSeq and is a predicted model, not a curated record. The transcript is spliced from 6 exons. The coding region runs from base 1 to 2481 and encodes 826 amino acids.
AUGGCAUCCGACACUUACCCGCACACGUUCACCUGGAAGGGCUGGGGCAGCACUGUCGUUGCCACCGGCACCUUCGACAACUGGUCCAGUUCGCUCCCGCCUCUCAACAAGCAGCCCGACGGCACCUUCGCCGGCCAGAUCGGCGUCCCGUUCGGCAACAAGAUCCUGUACAAGUUCGUCGUCGACGGCCAGUGGGUCAACAGCCCCGACGACCCGACCGAGACGGAUGGCAGCGGCAACGUCAACAACGUCUUCCAGGUCCCCGACAAGACGGCGAUCGUCGCCCAGGCGACCCCGACCGACGCCGCCCUCCCCGUUCCCGAGUCGUCGUCGACCGUCGCCGGCAACGUCUCCGCGCUCCCCGCCACGUCCGUCGCCGCCGGCUCGACCAACACGUCGCCCGCCCCGGGUGUUGCUGCCCAGGUGCAGGCCAAGGCGGCCGAGGCGGCGACGACCGCCCAGGACGUCGCGUCGCAAGCCCAGCAGAAGGCCGUCGAGGUCGCUCCCGUCGUCAAGGACCAGGCCGUCGACCUCGCCAACAAGGCGAGCGAGACCGUCAAGCCGGCUGCCGUCGCCAUCGGUGGUGCCGCUGUUGCGGCUGCCGGCGCUGCCGCCGCCGGAAUCGCCGCGCUCGCCUCGUCGGCGACCGAGACCGCCAAGGACGCCGGCAACGUCGCGCAGGAGAAGGCGCAGGACCUGUCGGCCAAGGCGCCGUCGUCGACGGCCCCUCCGCUCAACAACAUCGACGGUGGCCCGACGCUGCCCGCCCCGACCGAGAAGCCCGUCGCGCCGCACGACACGCCCAUCACGACUACAACCAACUCGCUCGCGCAGCAGUCGGUCCCGACGGUCCCGGCCGCGUCGUUCGUCGCGAGCCACGUCUCCGAGUCGGCCGCCCCGAGCACGACCGAGGCCGCGCCCAAGUACGACGAGCACACCGCCGUCGUCGCCAAGGACGACAAGGCGCCUCUCGCCGGUGCUCCCGUCGCCGGCGCUAGUGCCUCGACGUCGAGCGGCGUCGCGCCCGUCUACAACGAGCACACGGCCGUCGUCGCCAAGGAGGGCACCACGCCGCAGGGCCCGUCGACGCCCGUCGCCGGCUCGAGCGCCGAGAACUACGUCUCGGGCGGCGCUGCGCCGCAGGAGGACGAGCACGCGCCCAAGGUCGAGGGCCUCGUCGCCCCCAAGGAGCACCCCGAGGACGCGCCCGCCAUCGCCGCCGGCAUCGCCGCCGUCGGUGCUGCCGUCGCCGGUCUCGGCGUUCUCGGCCACAAGGCGUACGAGGUCGUCCACCCGCACGCGCAGCACGCUGCCGCCGCGACCAACCAGUCGCUCCAGGACGCGGCCCACACGGCCGACGCGUACCUGACGCAGGCUCGCCAGGGCGGCGAGCAGCGCCUGCACGACGCGCAGAAGGCGGCGCACGACGCGGCCGUCCACGCGCAGCAGCAGGCGCAGGCGGCGUACGAGCAGGCGCAGGCGCAGGCCGCUCACGCCCGCGAGGGCGUCCUCGGCGCCGUCGGCUACGGCAAGAAGAAGGUCGACGAGGCAACCACGCCCGCACCGACGUCGUCGACGUCGACCGCGACGCCUGUCGCCGCCGGGAUCCCCGACAAGGAGAUCUCGCCCUUGCCGGCGAGCGAGGCGCCCGUCGCGACUGGCAAGCCCGACCCGCACCCGCCCGUCACCAAGGCGGUCGUCCCGUCGGCGGCGAGCUCGUCGACCACGACCGAGGCGCCCAACGUCCCCGAGAAGGAGAUCACGCCCCUCCCGGCCUCGGAGGCGCCCGUCGCGUCCGCCGACAGCAACCGCGUCCCGACCGACCUCAACGCGGUCGUCCCCAAGCCGUCGCCCAUGUCGUCGUCGUCGACUAGCGCGCCGGCGCAGCCCGCCUCGACCGUCGAGGCCGUCGCUCGCAGCCCGGCCGCAGUCGCCGCUCCGACCUCCUCCGCGUCGACGAGCACCCCGAUCGUCAAGGCCGCGGCACCUUCGCCGCCGCCUGCGCAGCCGCUCCCGGCCGCUCCCGCCGCCACGUUCGCCCUCGCGCCGCCGGUCGCACCCAUCGAGCCCCCCUCGACCGCCAAGUCGGCCGUCCCGGUCGCUCCUGCCGCCGCUCCCUCGGCUGACCUCGUCGCUGCGCCCUCGGCCACGACGGCAACUACGUCCAAGCCGACUGCCGCACCCUCCUCGACGCCCAUCGCCGCCGCUCACGCCCGCUCGCCGACGCCUCCUCGCGCCACUCCCGCCUUUGCGCCCUCGAACCCGUCGACGCCGCAAAAGCCCGAGACGUUCACGACGGCGCCGAGCACGCCGGCGAACUCGGUCGGUCGCGCGUCGGGCGUCCAGGCGCAGCAGGCGUCGCUCGGGCAGGGUGCUGCGCCGAGCAGCCCGGCCGUGAGCGAGACGGCGAGCUCGAAGGACGGCAAGAGGCGGAGCUUCUUCUCGAGGGUGUUCUCGAGCUCGAGCAAGAAGGACAAGUGAGGACGGGCCGCAGAGACUUGGUAGACAGACAGAUCCCCUCUCGUUGGACGUUGUGCGACCGCGUGCUCCUCUUUUCCCCUUUCCUCGCCUCUUUACCCCUUCCUUGGCUAGCGUCUCCUCCUGUUAAUGCGUCUGUGUUCCUGUUCCC